AUGGACGUCGAGACCGGCUCUACGCUCAGCGCGUCCCAUGGUGUUGUCGCAAGAGGAUACAAGAUCGGGCCCGUCGUCUUGCCGGCGUACAGGUCGCCGCUUGCUCAGACCAUCGUCAUCGGCUUCGUGUGUUUUCUCGUUGUCGGCAUGUUCAAUGUCCUAGCAUCCCUUGGUGGUGCAGGACAGUUGACCGCCGAUCUUUCCAACAAAUCCAACAUCAUUCUGUACUCGAUCUUCGCCGGUUUAGCCCUGGUCUCUGGGUCCGUUUGCAACUACCUGGGUCCUAAGAUCACUCUGGCGAUUGGUGGUGUGGGAUAUGCCUUGUACGCAGCGUCCUUUUGGUGUUACAAUCACACCUCAAACGAUGGCUUUGUCCUGUUCGCAGGAGCAGCUUGCGGUUUCUCUGCAGCUUUCCUCUGGACCGCCGAAGGAACGAUGUUGAUGUCCUACCCGACCGAAGAUCAGAAGGGCCGCUACAUCAGUCUCUUCUGGACCAUCUGGAGUAUGGGCGCCGUUAUCGGUAGCAUCAUUCCCACAGCGCAGAAUUGGUCCAACACCUCAGCUGGCAGGGUCAACGAUGGCACUUACAUUGCCCUUUUUGUGCUGAUGCUGGGGGGUUCCGUCCUCGCAAUGUUCCUGGUCCAUCCAAGCAAGAUUGUCCGAGACGACGGGACGAAGGUGUAUGUGGUUAAGCACGCAUCACUAUGGACCGAACUGAAGAACGUGGUCAAGUCGGUUAAGGUUGAGCCGUGGAUCAUCCUCUUCUUCCCGUACGCUUUUGCAGGACUCUGGUAUGGCGUAUAUCAGAGUAACGACUACAACGCCUACUUCUUCGACGUGCGCACCAGAUCGUUCAACUCCAUCUGGUACAAUGUCGCUCAGAUGGUUUCGGCGGGUCUGCUGGGUCUCUUCCUUGAUAUCAAGUACUUCAACAGACGCAGUAGAGCCUUGUUGGGGUGGUUGCUCAUGUUCGUCAUCUUCAAUGCUGUCCUCAUUGGCGGUAUCUUUCCUCUCCGAAAAUCGAGCCGAGAUCAUCCUGUGACGAAGGUUCUCGACGUCAAAGACAGCGAGGCAGGAGGAUAUAUUGCCCUGUACUUCUUCUAUGGGUUUCUCGAUGGCGCUUGGCAAUGCUAUGCUUACUGGAUUAUGGGCACACUGUCCAACGACCCUUUAGUGCUCAGCAUGUACGGCGCCUUCUACAAGGUCUUCGGUGCGGCUGGAAGUGCCAUUGUGGCAAGCCUUGACGAGGACAAGAAAUCGUAUGUCACCAUGUUCGGAUCAUACUGGGGUCUGACGGCCGGGUCUCUUCUGGUCUUGUUGCCUUUGGUGCUCAAGCGUGUCACUAAUACGAGUAUCACCGUUGAAGCGGCGAGCUCCGUCAAGAUGGUCGGUGCCGGAGGCAUGCAGGGCGGAGUGGCUGUUGGCGUGGACAUGGAGAUCCAGGGUGAAGAGAAGGAGUUGCAGGCGGCCAAAUGAAGAAUGGACCAGGUAUGACCGGCAUCACAUCAUCAUGACGACCGGGAUGGUAGCUCGGGGGUGGCUCACCAGGUUCAGUGUGGCUAUGGGAAUUACUGGAGCACCGUCAGAUCUAGGCAUCGCCAGCCACCUAAACCCUGGUGAGCCCCUGCUUUAGGCAUGAGAUGU
This is a messenger RNA of Exophiala xenobiotica, 1644 nucleotides long. RefSeq lists its product as uncharacterized. Bases 1 to 1476 code for a protein of 491 amino acids. NCBI's taxonomy places the organism in Eukaryota, Fungi, Ascomycota, Eurotiomycetes, Chaetothyriales, Herpotrichiellaceae. The record is from RefSeq and is a predicted model, not a curated record. The transcript is spliced from 5 exons.